AUGACUAUCUGUACUUAUAACGCACGAACGCUUGCAUCCGACACGGCCAUUGAAGAUUUGAUUAUGCAGGCCAGAAAGUUUAAGUACGAAGUCAUCGGCCUGAUCGAAACGAGGCGACGCCACUCACUGAACGCCAUGUAUGACACUGGAGAAGAACUGUUCUUAGGAGCAUGUGACAGUAGAGGAGUUGGUGUCUUCGUCAACACAAAUAUGGCAGUAAACAUCGACUCUUUCGAGCAACUUAUAGCCCGAAUCGGACGUCCGCGGAUGAGAAGAUGUGAUCCUACACCAGCUUUGACUAUCUUCGUCGCUUACGCUCCAACAUCAAGGUACAAAGAAGAAGAAGUUGAAGCUUUCUAUAUGAACCUGGAGAAGUUCUACAGAAGAUCAUACCUUCUGCAAGGUCAUGAUUGGUGA
Messenger RNA from Necator americanus (New World hookworm), 417 nucleotides. RefSeq lists its product as uncharacterized. The transcript has a single exon. The record is from RefSeq and is a predicted model, not a curated record. Lineage: Eukaryota; Metazoa; Nematoda; Chromadorea; Rhabditida; Ancylostomatidae. The coding region runs from base 1 to 417 and encodes 138 amino acids.